AUGGCGACUUCUCCCGCCGGCCGCAUGCUGUCCCGCCAACUGCAGCAAAUGCAGUCUGAUAAGGACAUUCCCGGGAUCAGCUGUGGCUUGGUCGAUAACAACGUCUUUGAAUGGGAGGUUAUGCUGAUGAUCUCGGACGAUGUCAAGUUGUACGGAGGUGGUUUCUUCCGUGCUCGUCUCUCCUUCCCGCCUGAAUACCCCCACAUGCCGCCAAAGAUGAAGUUCGAAUCGCCCCUCUUCCACCCGAAUAUCUAUGAGAACGGCGACGUUUGCAUCUCCAUCCUGCACCCGCCCGAGGAGGAUAAGUUCGGUUACGAGUCUGCCGCCGAGCGCUGGUCGCCCGUCCAGACCCCCGAGACUAUCCUGCUCUCCGUCAUCUCCAUGCUGUCCAGCCCCAACGACGAGAGUCCGGCCAACGUUGAAGCUGCGCGGUUGUGGCGUGAGGAUCCGGCCGAGUUCAAGAAGCGCGUGCGCCGGUGUGUGCGGGAGAGUCAAGGGGAGGAGUAA
Penicillium subrubescens is the source of this 507-nucleotide messenger RNA. RefSeq names its product putative ubiquitin conjugating enzyme. The transcript has 3 exons. The coding region runs from base 1 to 507 and encodes 168 amino acids. The record is from RefSeq and is a predicted model, not a curated record. Lineage: Eukaryota; Fungi; Ascomycota; Eurotiomycetes; Eurotiales; Aspergillaceae. Gene Ontology annotation, cellular component: endoplasmic reticulum; cytosol.